Clarias gariepinus (North African catfish) is the source of this 4164-nucleotide messenger RNA. It is a transcript of the gene acad11, whose product is annotated as acyl-CoA dehydrogenase family, member 11. The transcript is spliced from 20 exons. The record is from RefSeq and is a predicted model, not a curated record. Gene Ontology annotation, cellular component: mitochondrion. Gene Ontology annotation, molecular function: flavin adenine dinucleotide binding; oxidoreductase activity, acting on the CH-CH group of donors. Bases 308 to 2617 code for a protein of 769 amino acids. NCBI's taxonomy places the organism in Eukaryota, Metazoa, Chordata, Actinopteri, Siluriformes, Clariidae.
GAGGAGGAGAGACUCAUGGUAAAUUUAAGCAAACCUGUUAGCUAGCUGGUUAGCUUCAUGGAGUAUGUUGCCAUAGCAACUGACUCUCAGUUUAACUGAACUGGCUUUUAGAAACCGAAGUCAGGCUAAACUAACUUCACUACACCUGCCUUCUGAUACACAGACCGGAUAUCAUUAGUUUGUUAGGAGUGUACUAAUAUGGCGUCAGGCUCCGCCUCUGGCUUCAGCAGAUAGUAGUUUCAUUCGGUACGAAAGCAUUGAUUUGGAACGCACACUGUAUCGUGUCUGGCUUCACAGCGCAGGAGCUAUGGACGAUCAGACGACACCUGUUCGCCAGCAACAUGCUUUUAACGUACAGAACCUGCACCGAUAUUUGACAGGGAGACUUCACAGUGUUUCAGAAAACACUCCACUUUCUGUCCGGCAGUACAGGUCUGGUCAAUCCAACCCAACAUUUCUUAUUCAAAGUCCAGAAAAGAGCUUUGUGCUCAGAAAGAAACCUCAUGGAUCUUUGCUCCCUGGUGCCCAUAAGGUGGACAGAGAGUAUGCUGUGCAAAAAGCCCUGCACUCGAUUGACUUUCCUGUUCCUCAGCCGCUGCUUUACUGUUUAGAUAGAAAUGUUAUUGGCACAGAGUUUUACAUCAUGGAGCAUGUUCAGGGCCGUAUAUUCCGGGACCCAAGGUUACCAGGCAUUAGUGCAACAGAGCGCAGUGCUCUGUAUGUUGCUGCAGUUGAGGUGUUAGCCAGACUUCACUCUGUUGACCUCACCAAGCUUGACCUAGUAGGAUUUGGGAAAGGGCCAGGUUACGCCAAAAGACAGGUGUCUACCUGGACAAAGCAGUACAGAGCCUCAGCCAAUAGAAGCAUUCCAGCUGUGAAUGAGCUUUCUGAUUGGCUCAGCAAUAAUUUACCAUCCACUGAUGACCAAGUGACCCUCGUACAUGGGGAUUUUAGAAUUGAUAACCUCAUUUUCCAUCCUUCAGAGGCACGGGUGCUAGCAGUAUUGGAUUGGGAGUUAUCCACAACUGGGCAACCACUUGCAGACCUGACUUACUUCCUCAUGCCCCAUUACUGCCCAUCUUUUCUCAACAUCACUGUUCUUGGUGGAGUUAGAGGAAUAGAGGGCAUUCCUCCUGCAAAAGACUUGAUCUCCCUUUAUAGCCAAUGCAGUGGGAUCUCUGCUUCAUUCCAACAUUAUAACUUCUUUAUUGCCUUGGCCAUGUUUAAAAUGGCCUGCAUUGCACAGGGUAUUUAUGCGAGGUCUUUGUUGGGGAAUGCAAGUGCUCCUAAUGCAGCUCAGUUUGGUGAAAGUGUGGAACCUUUAGUUCAGCUGGCUCUGAAGAUCGCUCACAGCUCCUCAUUGGUUCUGCAAGUGCCUGAUAAGUUAUUUCUCCAGUCUGCCAAAGGUUAUGAUGUCCAUCAGCAGGUUAAGUUGUUCAUGAAGCAGCACAUUCUGCCUGCUCAGAAGGAAAUUACUGAGUACUAUGUCAAACACAGCAACGGCCCAGAGAGAUGGCAAACACCCCCAAUGCUGGAGGAACUAAAGGUAAAAGCUCGUGCUGCUGGACUGUGGAAUCUGUUCCUGCCUUCAGUGAGUGGACUUUCUCAGCUGGAUUACUGCUACAUAGCUGAGGAAACUGGACGAUGCUUUUAUGCCCCUGAGGUCUUCAACUGCCAGGCUCCAGAUUCAGGGAAUAUGGAGGUGCUGCAUCUGUUUGGUUCUAAAGAGCAGAAAAAGCUCUGGCUAGAGCCCUUAUUGCGAGGAGACAUACGUUCCUGCUUUUGCAUGACUGAGCCAGAUAUUGCCUCAAGUGAUGCAACCAACAUGGAGUGUACUCUGCAAAAGGCUAAAGACCACUAUAUCAUCAAUGGCAAGAAGUGGUGGAGCAGUGGUGCUGGCAACCCAAAGUGCAAGAUCGCUAUAGUGAUGUGCAAGAGCAAGGCGUCUGACAGUAUCAGCAGACAUGAUCAGCACAGUAUGAUUUUGGUGCCAAUGGACACACCUGGCGUGAAGAAAAUCCGACCUCUUACUGUGUUUGGACAAGAUGAUGCAUGGCAUGGUGGCCAUUUUGAGAUACACUUUGAAAAUGUACAUGUUCCUGCAUCCAACAUUCUUCUGGGUGAGGGUCGGGGGUUCGAAAUAGCUCAGGGUCGGCUGGGCCCGGGUAGACUGCACCACUGCAUGAGGGCAAUUGGACUUUCAGAGCAGGCAUUGGAGCUUCUGUGCCAAAGAGCUGGUAGCAGAAGCACCUUUGGGAAAAAACUGUACCAACAUGAGGUGGUGGCUCAUUGGAUAGCAGAGUGUCGCAUUGCUAUUGAGCAGGUGCGCCUACUGGCUCUCCAUGCAGCAUAUAUGCUGGACACAAAGGGGAACAAGGCUGCAAGAAAACAGAUUGGGAUGAUUAAGGUAGCAGCUGGCAGGAUGGCUUGUAAGGUGGUUGACUGUGCCAUUCAGGUCCAUGGAGGUGCAGGGGUAUCUGAAGACUUCCCCCUUGCGCACAUGUAUUCAUAUGUACGGACUCUGCGUCUGGCUGAUGGUCCUGAUGAGGUUCACCUGUCCUCCAUCGCCCUAAUGGAGCUCAGGGAUCAGCUCAGACAAACAGCUGCAAAACUCUAAACUCAGCAUAACUGAAAACUUUAUUUAGUCAGUUAUUAAACCUCUAGUAUUGGCUAGAAGCAUUAUAAUGAUAACACACACACACACACACACACACACUCACUCUUGCGCACACACAUUCUUGCGCACACACAAACAGGGUGGCCCAAAAGUAGGGAUCCACAGGAAUUUUCUUUCAGAUCAUUUUUAUUUUACUUCAAACCCAAGAUGGCUUUUAAAUGAACAAUAAAAUACCUAAAAAGAGACCUAAAACUUUGCUUUGGGGUAAUCUGAGGUCAGUAGUGUUUUUGUCUCAGUAACACACACCCCAAUGCACAGAAAGAGUAAAUCAUACUUUCAUAUGAUAUCAGUUCUAAUGUAUUAAGAAAUCUUCGAAGUUACCUAGGUGAACAAAAUACACUUUAGUGUAUUUCAAAAGUUUUCUAAUCUUCAAUAGUACAUUGCAAAUAUUAGUUGUGGUGUUAAUAUAAUGUAUUUCAGUGGCUUUAAAACAUGUUAUAAUAUACUAAUUCUAAAGAAAAUAGUUUGCAGUAAUAUCUAAGUGGGUUAAGGCUCUGGGUUAUUGCUCAAAAGUUUGCCGCUUCAAACCCCAGCACUACCAAGCGGCUGCUUUUGGGCCCAAACCACAUCUGCUCCAGAGGUGCCAUUAUCAUGGCUUCCCAAGCAGGGAUAUGUGGACAAGUUCCAGGGAUAAGUUUCACUGUGCCGUAACGUGUAUGUGACAAAUAAAGCCCAUUAUCUACUUUCAUGUUCAAAGCUUACCAAACCCUCUUUUAAUUCCAUAUUUUUUGUGUAAAAACAUUAGUAAUCUCAUUGUAGACAAACACAAACUUUAUCACUGCCAUUAUUUUCAGUAUUUAACAAAAAUAGAGGCAAAAUAAAAAAAAGCUUGUGGGUAAUGAUAAGUACGCCAUUACUGCUCCCUUUCAUUUCGUUGACCAUGAAAAACUCUAUAUACCAGAGUAUUCUAGACGCAAAUGUGAGUCCAGCUGUUCAACAGCUAAGUUUAACACCAUUUGUUAGACAGCUAAAGCUUGGUCAAAAUUUGGUUAUGCAAUAAGACAAUGAUGCAAAAUACACUAGUAAAUGUACGUCAAAAUGACUGAAAAAUAAAACAAUCAAGGUUUUGUAAUGGCCUUGUCAAAGUCCAGACCUCAGUCGAACUGAAAUGCUGUGGUGGGACCUUAAGAGAGCUGUGCAUAAGCGAAUUGCCAAAAACCAUUAAAAACUAUAUAAUACAAGUUUCAUUUUUUGAUUAAAUUACUAAAGUAAAUCAAAUUUUCAGCAAAUCAUAAAAAACUGGGUAAAGUUCAUACUUCCUUUUUUUUCUUUUAAUACAACAUAAAACCAACAUAAAUAAGAAGUGACUAAGCAAUAAUCAGCACUCAUUGCUUUUCAUUAGGCGUCGCUAUUUUUGUGAAAUGUUGCAUUGAUUUUAUCUAUUACUCAUUUGGUUUCACAUUACAAUUACAGAAUUUGUUCACUAUUUUAUUCAUUUAAUUUUUUAUUUGUUCAGUAUUUCCUCACUAUUUUGUUCAAUAUUUCAC